CUUGUUCUGAAAGACUCAGCUUAUGGGAGUAAAUCGAAUGGAGGGCAGUUAAAUGUUCUCUCACCUGCAGUAGAGCGUAUCAGCACUGCAAGACCUUUGGAGUCUCAGUCCUGCCGGGUACUAGAGCAGAGUCAGUGUGUGCUGCUAUAGCACCGUGUCUCAGGAUGAAGGGCUGCUCAGUGGCUAAUAUCAGGACAGCGGCUGGAAUUGGUCUAUUUCUGGGGGUAUGCAUUGCCAUUGCUGCCUUGUGUUUAACUCUUGGACGGACCCCUAGCAAAGAUGCCAGCCCAUCAUUCAGUAGUGGGGGAGAUAUGUUGGAAUAUUUGAUGUACCAAGGGGAAAUCAGAUCAAAGGAUGGGUUGUUGGCUACCUGGUACCAUGCAGCUAACGGAAAGAGUGAGAUGGAGGAAGCCCUAAAGAGUGAUAUAAUGAUUUUAGAAGCAGAUGUCAAUGUGGAGGGACAUUUAACUCCAAAUGAAACAAACCUCCCUAUUAUGGCUCAUCCUCCUGCUGUCUAUAGUGAUAACACUCUACAAAACUGGCUGAAUUCUGUUCUUAAGUCAACAAAAGGCAUCAAGCUGGAUUUCAAAAGCAUCCAGGCUGUUGGCCCAUCCCUUGAUAUACUGUUUGCAAAGUCCUCUGAGGUGAAAAUAAAUCGGCCAGUCUGGUUAAAUGCAGACAUUUUGAAAGGACCCAACGUCAACCAUGAAGUUGGUGUCAAUGCAAGUCAGUUUCUGAAUUUAGUGCAAACCAAGUUUCCAGAUGUCACAAUAUCGCCUGGUUGGGUCACACUGUAUCUGCCACCCCUUAUUUCUAACAGAACUUAUACCAGAGAAAUGAUCCAACAGAUGUACAACCUGGUGAGGGACCUGCCCCAAAAGAUUACCUUCCCAGCUCGGGCAGUGUUGACCCGCUCAGCAUGGCCUCACUUCUACUGGCUCCUGCAGCAGUCUGACCGAUACAGCAUUACUCUAUGGCAAGGCCAAUCAGAUCCACUCACUCUGGAAGACCUUUUGUUUAUCCGGGACAGCAGCAAUCCCCAGGAGAUUUAUUAUGAUAUUUUUGAGCCACUGUUAACAGAGUUCAAGCAAGUAGCAUUGAAUCCAAACAGAAACCGUCUAUUUUACCCCGGGGGAAGCAUACAGCUCUAUUUUCAGCCUGAAGAUUCUGAUGGGCUUCUGGUUAAUUGGUAUGAAGCAGAUAUCUCAUUUAAAAGGGAAUUUUUCAGCAACAACUCUGGAAUGAUUACCCUUAAUAUCAGAGUGCAAGAUUCCAGCUCUUCCCCACAAGUGGCCUUCCCCAAAUCACCAACCCAAUUCCCACUGGAAAAUUACAUGAAUGUCAUAUUGGCCAGUCCCAAUCCAUGGGGAGUCUUCCUUAAAAUAGAGGAUCAAGAUGCUCUGAACAAAACACUCAAGGUUCUGAGUAAGAUUUAUGACCGUAAAGGACUGAAUGUUCCUGUGUGGAUAAGCAUGGAAGUGUCUUAUGGAAAGUUCAGCAUGGAAGGAUACAUUCAGGGAAAAGACUUUCUGAACACUAUUAAUGAUAUAUUUCCAUAUGUUACAAUUGCCCCGAGCUGGCCUGUGCCAGUGCUGGGUUUGGGAUAUACCGAGCUGCUGGUACAAGACAUGCUCAUGCUUUGUGAGGGACUCUGGCAGGAAGUUUCCUUCCAGCUAAAUGCUGUAGCCUUGGGAAAAGAAUCGCUGAGUGCAGUGAAACUCCUGCAGGCUUCUCCUAUGUACUCACUCACCAUAGAACACAACUCAGAACAAGGGAUUUUCCAUGAUGGGUAUCCAGGACUUAUGGCCAUAAGAUCGCAAGCAGAAGAUAGAAUUUAUUACAGAUUACAGCAAGAUUAUCGAAACAUGUUCUUGGCAAGUAUUUUUACUUCAUAAAGUUACCAGAGUAUGACUUUACACAGGUAGGGGAUCUGUUAUCUGAAAUGCUUAGGGCCUGGGGCUUUUUGGAUAUUUGGAUCACUGUAUCUUAAGGCUACAAAAAAAAACAAAAAACACAUCUGAAAAACCCAAUAGGAAUGUUUUGCCACAAAUGUGUAUUUAUGCAGCUUAGUUACCAUUAAGUACCAGGUACUGUUUUAUAAUUACAGAGGAAAUGGAAAUCAUUAAAAUAAGAAAAAAAGAAUUGUUUGUUGUUUUUAACACAUUUCAAUAUAUUUCCAGUGGUUUAUCAGUAAUCUUGUCACUUAAAAGUCCAAUAAGCACUAAAUGUUCCAACAAAAAAACAACAGAACAGUACUGGCUGUCAUAAAACUGUGGCUGUAAGAUGCCACAGACAGUCACUAUUUAGUGGGGUGGUGGGGGGCUGUUUGUGCCUCUGUGUAUUUGAAACAGCGGGGCCUAUUUUGCAUCCCAGUCCGGACCAGUUCCUGUCAGGAAAGUUUUAAUGAAACUGACUUUUUUUUAAAGUAACCCCAAAAAAUGAAAGUGUAUAAAGGUAAUUACAAUAUAAGGUACUGUUCCACCAGGUGCAGGGGGUUGUGUGUGUCUACAUACAUAAAAUUCCCUAUAUAUUACUAUAUAUUAUACUCUACAUGUAGUAGUGUGCUACUAUAAAGGGUCUACUUCUACUCAUGGUACCUCCAGUGGUGCCAUAAAAAGAAUGGCAGUGCUUUCAGCCAAGCUUUUUAACAGCAAUAGUUUUUUUUAACAUUAUUAAAUAAAGAGCACAACAUAUAUCAAAUGCCCAUCAACCAUUUAUUUCAAUCCCAUUAACCAUUCAUACUGUAUGAAGCAGGAUCUAAUAUGCACACCAGUAAAAUAUAUCAUGUCAUGUUUUACUAUCUAUACAUUUAUUUCUAUUCUGUUUGCUAUUGGGUCUUUUAAUCAGUUGUCUAAAAAAAAGCUCACUAGUGUAAAAAAGCAUAAUGUUCACAAAUGCAGGGAACAUUACAUGUAACAUUUUUAUUUCCUGGUAUUAACUGUGGUGAAUUUACCAACACUGGGUAGAUUUCCCCAGAAAUUAGCUUUGAUCUGUCUCUGGUCUGUGAUUGGCUGCUAUGGUUUACUGCACUGGGACAAUUUGCUGAGUGUGAUAUAGCAGCCAGCUCAGAGGACUGUGGGUGUGUUAUGCCGGUAGUGUUAGACUGAAUAUUAUAUACACACACAAGUUUUGAAACCGCAUCCAGUCCAGCUGGGUGUGAAGGGAAGAACACUAGAAACCUGUGAUUGCAUUAAAUGAAAGCAAUAUGUAACCAGCAAGGUUAAAGACUGUCAACCCAGCAGCUAAAUGCAAGACAGCCUAUAAGUCUGUAAUGUGAGAAAUCUUUGUGCAGAGAAGUGGGGUUUAUUUCCCAAUAAGAAGGUAAGUUUUACAUUAAGGGUUGGUUUGAGGGUAGGACACAGAGAGUAUUUGCCCUGGGACACUACAAUCAAAGGUUAUCAGAGUUUAAUUUCAACAGCAGCUGAAAGAUUGCAGGUUGGACAUCCCUUAUUUAUGUGAUUCCCCUUUUCUGGGCAGGGGGUGCUACCUUCAGCCCUGUUUACAAUUGUAAUUUUCUGGAAGCACACAAUUUUCAAUUAAAAGCAUAAUUUCCACAGGUUUUCAGCAUCAUGGCGGCCAUUUUGAAAAACAAUCCAUUUAGACAAGGAAAAACCUGAUUCUGUAGAUUAUUUUAAAUAAAAGUUUUUUAACAUUGGUUUCAUUAACAUUUCAUGGACCAGGGAUAAUAUUGUUGCCUCUGGUUGGAACAUUUAAGUGUGCAACUGGUUACCUGAACUCCAGAGUGCUUACUCAGCUUAUUGCUGCAGCCUUGAAUGCCAGCAUGUAUUAGGUGCUUGUAUAUCAUAAAACCAAGGCUGUAUUGUCGGAGUCGAGGAGUCGGAGGCAAUUUUGGGUACCUGGAGUUGGA
This is a messenger RNA of Xenopus tropicalis (tropical clawed frog), 3868 nucleotides long. RefSeq names its product family with sequence similarity 151 member A (gene fam151a). The record is from RefSeq and is a predicted model, not a curated record. The transcript has 8 exons. Bases 165 to 1895 code for a protein of 576 amino acids. Gene Ontology annotation, cellular component: membrane. NCBI's taxonomy places the organism in Eukaryota, Metazoa, Chordata, Amphibia, Anura, Pipidae.